Messenger RNA from Actinia tenebrosa (Australian red waratah sea anemone), 735 nucleotides. RefSeq lists its product as uncharacterized. Gene Ontology annotation, molecular function: nucleic acid binding. NCBI's taxonomy places the organism in Eukaryota, Metazoa, Cnidaria, Anthozoa, Actiniaria, Actiniidae. The record is from RefSeq and is a predicted model, not a curated record.
AGUUUCACAUAUCGAAAACGAAAGCGGAAGUAUGACAUUUCAAAUGAUAAUAUAGUACUAGUAUGAACCAGAAUCGUUAUAUUCCUCCUCAUCGGAGGAGAGGAUUGUCGUCUGGGGGAGGAAGAAACGAACGAGCACAUCUUGACACACGACACUUUGGAAAACAAGAAAUUGUUGUUACUCUAAAAUCAAAAACAAAAUAUCAAGAUUUGCCAGGCCAGCAGAUGGAAGUCAAACCAUUGACACCAGACAUCCUGUGCCAGAAAUUCAAGCUUGAUUUUCAGCAAGACAAACUAAGGGAACUGAUGAGGUGGUUUCGAAACAUUGGCAGGGAUGAUGCCAAGGCUGUUUUAGAAUUCCCUCCGUGUCUUGACAAAGGCCAAAGAAAAGAUAUUCAUCUUCUGGCAAAUAACUUUGGUUUGGGUACCUCUAGCCAAGGGUUUGGAGAUCAGCGAUAUCUCUGUGUGUAUACAGUGGAAGCUGCAGCUCUUGGAGUGGAGAAAAUCUCAUUGACCCAAGAAGAAAAAAGAAAAAGCGAUGAAGUGUGGUUUCUUGUAAAAAAGUUUGGAGGACGAUUGGUCAGCAAAUAUAGUCACAAUGAAAUUAGUGAAAUGAUCCUAGCUGACAAUCUCCAUCCUGACUUGCAAGACCUGUUUGAUAAAAACCAAGAUAUUCUGGCAGAUGAGUUUGCAGAUAAGUGUAAAAUAAGAAGCAAAAAAGAGUAGUUAAUUACUA